UUGGCUGGUGGCGGUAGGGUCUUGCUCGGGACAGUUGGGCACUCCCUUCGCUACUAGAGGGGAACAGGAUAUUAUUGAUGUGCUUCAUGACAUGGAAGACAGGAACCUGAAGGAAUAAUAUUGUGCUCAAUAGAUGUUAAUAUUUUAUUAGAAGUUGAUUCUGGUAAAAUCGGACUAACGCAUCCCAUUGCACCCUCCAUCAUCCAUCCAUCAUGAGUUCCUGGGUUGUGAACAGGAAAGGAGGGCUGCGGUACUGCCACCACUUCCUCACAGACAACAGCAUCUUUCAUGUGGAGCGAUGUAUGAGUGCCAUGCAGUCGGGGACACAGAUGGUGAAGUUGAAGGCUGGUUCCAAGGGGCUGGUGAGACUGUUCUACCUGGACGAACAUCGCUCAUGCAUCCGAUGGAGACCCUCACGCAAGAGCGAGAAGGCCAAGAUCACUAUUGAUUCGCUGUACAAGGUGACGGAGGGCCGUCAGUCAGACAUCUUCCACCGCCAUGCGGAGAACAGUUUCGACCCGGCCUGCUGUUUCACCGUUUAUCAUGGCAACCACAUGGAGUCCCUGGACCUGGUGACCUCUAACACUGAGGAGGCUCGGACCUGGGUGACAGGACUACAAUACCUGAUGGCUGGCAUCAGUGACGAGGACUCACUGGCCAAACGACAACGGACACAUGACCAGUGGAUGAAGCAGACGUUUGAGGAGGCUGAUAAGAACGGGGAUGGUCUGUUGAACAUGGAGGAGAUCUACCAGCUACUGCACAAGAUGAACGUCAACCUGCCCCGCAGGAAGGUCAAACACAUGUUCCAGGAAGCGGACUCGGAUGACCAACAGGGCACGUUGACAUUUGAGGAGUUCAGUGUGUUUUAUAAGAUGAUGUCUCUGCGGCGGGACCUGUAUCUGCUGCUCAUGGGAUACAGCGACAGGAAGGACCACCUGACUGCCGAAGAGCUGGCCAACUUCCUGCUCAACGAACAGAAGAUGGUGAAUGUGACUACAGAGUACUGUCUGGAUGUCAUUGAAAAGUUUGAGCUGUCUGAAGAGAACAAACAGAAAGGCAUUCUGGGAAUUGAGGGUUUCACCAGUUUCAUGCGCAGCCCCACGUGUGAUGUGUUUAACCCUGAACACCAUGAGGUGAACCAGGACAUGGAUCAGCCUCUGAGUAGCUACUACAUCUCCUCGUCUCAUAACACCUACCUGACGGGAGACCAGCUGCUGUCUCACUCCAAGACAGACAUGUACGCCUGGGUACUACAGGCUGGCUGCCGCUGUGUGGAGGUGGACUGUUGGGAUGGUCCUGAUGGAGAGCCCAUGGUGCAGCAUGGUUACACUCUGACCUCCAAGAUCACCUUCAAGUCUGUCAUAGAGACCAUCGAAAAAUACGCCUUCAUCAGCAACCAGUACCCAGUGAUCCUGUCCAUAGAGAACCAUUGUAGCAUCCAACAACAGAAGAAGAUAGCCCAGCACCUCAGAGAGAUCCUGGGAGACAAGCUGGACCUGGGAGAGGUUUCUCUCUCUCUCUCUCUCUCUCUCGCUCUCUCUCGCUCUCUCUCUCUCUCUCUCGCUCUCCAGGGGAAGCGUCUCCCUCCCUACCUGUCUGUGGAUGUUGAGGAGGGGGAGGUGUCAGAUGAUGACGACAGUGCUGAUGAGAUUGACGACAACUUUAAACUAAAGAACAGCAAUAGUAAUGGUAACCACCAAGUGGAAAGUUACAUCAGGAAGAAGCUGGACUCUCUGUUGAAGGAGGCUCAGAUUGGAGACAAGGAGGACACGGACAGCUCCAGCAUCAGAGCCCUGCUCAGAGCCACACACGUGGGCUUGCAGAAGAACGUACCGAAUCCCAAAGAGGGACUUAAAAAAUCCCAAAGUCGAUCAUUCAUCAGCAACAUCAAGCAAAAGAGACACUCUAAAUCCAGGCUGAAGUCCCAGAGUACCGAUGGAGAGGAGGAAGGACAGGAGACCUCUGGGAAAGAGGCGGGAGGACAGAUCACCAGGGGAGGGAGGAAAAGGAAGACGAUGAAGCUGAGUAGAGAUCUGUCAGACCUGGUUGUUUUCACUAACUCUGUGGCCUCUCAGGAGGGACUGGACGACAGUACUCCUGGGAAUGUUCUGUCAUUCAGUGAGACUCGUGCCCAGCAGCUAGUGAACCACAGAGCUGAGCGCUUCCUGUGUUUCAACCAGCGACAGCUGUCUAGAAUCUACCCCUCAGCCUACCGUAUAGACUCGUCCAACUUCAACCCUCAGCUCUACUGGAAUGUGGGCUGUCAGCUGGUGGCUCUGAACUACCAGACAGAGGGUCGGAUGAUGCAGCUGAACAGAGCCAAGUUCAUGGUGAACGGUGACUGUGGCUACGCCCUCAAACCUCCACCCAUGUGUAAAGGCUCGUUCAACCCGUUCAGUGACGACCCCCUCCCUGCCUACCCCAAGAAACAGCUGGUGCUGAAAAUCAUCAGUGGACAGCAGCUUCCCAAACCACCAGACUCUAUGUUGGGGGACCGAGGAGAGAUCAUUGACCCGUUUGUAGAGGUGGAGAUCAUCGGCCUGCCAGUGGACUGCUGCAAGGAGCAGACUCGAGUAGUGGACGACAACGGUUUUAACCCCGUGUGGGAGGAGAACUUGUCCUUUACCCUCCACAUGGCGGAGGUGGCUCUGGUGCGUUUCCUUGUCUGGGACCAUGACCCCAUCGGACGAGACUUUGUGGGCCAGAGGACUGUGGCCUUCAGUAGCCUGAUGCCAGGUUAUAGACAUGUGUACUUGGAGGGGUUGACUGAGGCGUCAAUCUUUAUCCACGUUUCAGUUCAUGACAUCUAUGGGAAGUGGAAUCCACUAGUCCUGAACCCCAGCUUUACCAUAAUGCACUUUCUAGGAGCCCACAAGGGUCGUCAGCUGCGAGGCAUCAGAGGUUUAUUUAACAGGCCCUCUAAGUCGUCAGUAGACACCAGCUGUGGUUCGGCCCUCAGGAAACGCUCCAUCAGUGACCACCUCCUCCGACGCACCGCCAGCGCCCCCGCCAACCGUCGCAAGAAAACCAAGAUGAAGCUCGCUGAGUCCUCCACCUCCAUAUCGGACCGCAAGGCCUCCAUACCAGACGGCAAGGACAGAGUGUGGGCCGGAGCAGGGGCUGGGGGGGAGGGGUCCCAGAACAGGGAAAGGGACAGGGAGGGGGUAAUGGUGGAGAGACGCCCAACACCCCUCACCCACAGGCCCAUCUCCAUGCCCCUGGAGAGGCUACUGCAGGGACAGCUCUCCCUCUGCUCCCCCGACCAGGAGCAGACUGACCUGGGUGCAGACACACUCAUCGGAACGUCCCCCUUUAACCAGCCCGGGUCCCACUCUGUGGAACUCGUCGUCGAAUCAUCCGCCUCCCUUGAGCACAAAGUGUUCACCCCUUCCAUCAAUCACAACAACGCACAGGAUAACACCACCGAGUCUGACCAAUCAGAUGAGACCUCCUACCUGGUCAUUGGCCGAGGAGGAGGGACUGUAGAUGGUGACUCCAAAGACCAAUCACAAGACAGAGUCAACCCACUCAGCAAAGCUGAGGAUGUUUCUUCUCGCCAAAGGACAUUGUGUCACCUCAGCAGCUCAACAGAGACAGAGAGCAACUGUUUACACGUACCAAGUGAGAGCAGACCAGAGACAACAUUACUUAGUACAACAAACACAGCAACUUCCUCCUCUCCUUCCUCUGAGCUCCCCAUCUCCCUACUGAAUGUGGACCGGUCCGAUCUGCAGAGCCCCGUCCCCCUACAGGACAGCAUCAUCUCACAUCUCAUUGACGCCGUAUCUCUCAGCAACGAUACCACCUACGGGUCUAUUUCCGCUCUGAUUGGUCAGUUUGACCUCAUCGGCGACCAGAAUGAUUUCACAAUGAACUCUGACCCCCACACCCUCAGUGUCAUGUCCUGUCUGUCCGAUCCUGCUGUCUGGGACUCCAGCACACCCUAUAAGGUUACCAUAGACUAUACCACCCAAUAUAAAGACCCACACACCAUCGCCUCCCCCCGCAAGGCAAUGAACGGACCUAUCACUCCUCGAAAAGCAAGCCAGACCCCUAACCACGCGAACCAGAAUCUACUCUCACCCCACCCCAAAACCUCCCACACAGACCCCAAUGCCCCCCUUCUCUUCUCCAGUCCUGAGACCACGGAGCUGGAGGAGGUCUAUACCAUCCUGGAUGAGGAGGUCUUGUCUCCAGUCUCUGUCUACAACCUGAAGAAGCAGACCAUCGGCAACAUCCAGGCUGACUCUGAGGAGAGCACACCCAUGGGAAGCCUGGAGCCUUCCCCAGCCAAGGUGCCUCCUCUCCUGGGGGUAGAAGGCAAUGGCAGCUGGGUGGGCUCACGGAGGGGUGUGGUGGAGGAGAAAGGAGAGGGCUACGGGGGUGAGUGUGAUCCUAAAAGGUUGGGGUCAGUGGGAGAGUGGGGGUUGUCGUGGGGUUACACGUGCUCGUCCAACAACAGUACAGUGUCUGACCAAUUCCUGUUGUGCCAUGACACGGAAGGAAGUAGUCUGAUGGAGGUGGAAAUUAACGUGGACGAGGAUCCACUGGAGAUGACCCUGACAUUACCGAGACACAACCAUACCUGGGUCGCUACCAGCCCAACCAAAUGCUACGCUGCUCCUCAACUCCAGCUCUCCCAAUGUUCUUCACCCGUCAAACAGCCCUCACACCAGCCCUCCCCCUGCAAAGGGCCCCCCAACCCCAGCCCCCUCCUCCUGAACAGCCAUCCUUCCACUCAUAGCAGACACAUUACCAGAGCCUUCACCCAGCAGCACAGUUACAAUGGUCCCACCCAGCCCCAGACCAGGAGCUACCAGGGUGGGACAGGGGAAGGACAGGGUCAGAGAGAAGCGUCAGCCUGCUUCCAGAAUGGGUUCUCCUCCUCAGAGUGUCUGUCUGUUCUUUCUGGUCCAAGGUCUGUUAGCCUCCCCAGAGACAGAGGCCUGUACUCCCCCAGCUCAGACUGUAGUGUGGACUCCAGCCAGCGAGACUACGACUGCUUCAGACACUCCACUGCCUCGGCCUCCCACUACACCCAGCCCCAACCCCAUCCCAAAACAGACACCCAGCUCCAACCCCUGACCCAAACCCAAUCAGACACCCAGCCCAAGCCACAAACUCAGCUCCAACCCCAAUCUGGUCGCCCACCACUGCCCCUUUUGGGCUCCACCCUCACCCCUCCUCUACCUAUCCUCAGACCAUCCACAGCCCCCAGCCCCUGCAAGUCCAAGUCUCUGGGUGACCUGACAUCUGAGGACAUCUCCUGCAACUUCCGCAGCAAGUACAACAUCAUCAGCCACAGCUUUAUCACCCCCUGUAUGAGUGAGCGGAGGAGGAUGAGGGGCCUGGGAGGUCUGUCCCAACGGCUGCAGUCUGCAGACCCCCUCACUGAGCAGUUACGCAAACUAGUCACCCUAGAGGGGGAUGACAGAGACGGGGACAGACCCCAGUCACCCCAGCUUACCCAGUUACCUCAGUUACAGAUACCCCCCAAACCCUUCAUACCCCCAUCCUGCCCCUCCUCAAACUUUGUCCCUGACACCCAGGAGGACUCCCCGCCCCUCCUCUCUCGCCGUCUCUCCUCUCGGAGCCAGAGCCGUGUGCGUCACAUCAACAAUCGUGCUCGAGAGAGGCAGCGGGAGGCUCUAAAGCCCCGGGACAUGAGCGCCCCCUCCAGCGUGGGAGGGGUAGUGCUGCGUACUAAAGUAGCAGCAUGUCAGAACCCCCUAGCUAACAGACACUCCACAGGCUCUUACAUAGCGGGCUACCUGGACCAGCUGGAGGAAAGGGGGCUGCCUGAGGGGGGGUGCACCACACUGGGGUACGGAUACGGAGAUCAUUAUCAUGAUGACUCUCUGCUGCCCACAGACUCCUGUAUACAAUCAGAACCGGAGGUCUACUUUCUGCUCAGACUCUGAACCCACUUCCUGGUUAUCACCUACAUAGAAUGAUGUAUAAUGUACUUCCAAAACGCAGCAAAUCAGCUUCCUGCUUAGGACCAAGGAAAAAAACAUAUAUCAUGGUUGGGCUGUCCAAUAAUACUUUCAGAUAUAAAGUCAAGUACCUGAUUGGUUCUGACAGUCUUGUCUGUAAAUGUAAAUAUGUUUUUUAUUCUUCUUCAUGUCCUGAUCAGAAUGUUCUUUAAAUGUAGUUUGAACAGACUGUUAAACUACUUCCUACUUUGAUUGUACCCAUUUCCUGUCCUGUCUGUUCUUGUAAUUCUACUUCCUGUUCAAGCUAACGCCAUCUACUAUAAAGCAGAAAAUAAGGAAACUUUACAAAUGUGUUUAACUCUGAAGGGAAGUGUUGUCUUGGUCUUUGUACAUUUUAAAUGUGUAUUAGUAUUAUCAGAGGCCCACAGACAUCAAUGCAAUGUCUAUUCCACGUUAGUUCAACAUUAAAAUGACGUGGAGACAAUGUUGAUUCAACCAGUGUGUGCCCGUUGGGGGACCACUUUUAAGGGAUGGGAUCUGUUGCAUCAAAGAUCUUCCUCAAGUGUUCCUUCUCCUCUGAUUGUCCUCUGUGUGCUGGUGUUGUUGGUACAUAUUCUGCUGUAGAUUUGUUUUUAAUUUAAGGUGUUGUCAUUUAGUUGUUCUGUUUUCUGCAUGUUAAAUAUCCAGCAUGACUAUGCAUCGAUCUGUAGACAUCACAGUGCACUACUAUCUUUUCACAGAAUAAGUAAUAGUGGGAUUGGAUGAAAUACUCGGACUUCUUGCUUGCUCUGACUUCUCACUUUCUAAUAUUUUAAACAUUAUCACAUAUUUGAAACUUUUUGAGUUUCCAUGCUUGAAUUUUUAUUUUUUUUACAAUUAAUUUAAUACAGACUGUAAAAAAAAAGGGUGAAAAUUGGGAGCUGGUUAUUAAAACGUGAUGUUUACAAGAACUGAAACACACAGUGGAAUAGGUAGAUAAGGGUGUUUCGACUAGACCAAGUUGCAUGUUUUUAUUCUUCUUUUCAGUGUUAAACCCAUCCUUUCUUCUUUGUAUGGUCACGCGGAACAUUACUGUGAGCAUUUUCCUACUGAUGUAAUAAAAUUCAUAAAAAAAUGUGA
Molecule: messenger RNA, 7058 nt
Organism: Oncorhynchus kisutch (coho salmon)
Lineage: Eukaryota; Metazoa; Chordata; Actinopteri; Salmoniformes; Salmonidae
Gene: plch1
Product: phospholipase C, eta 1
Exons: 24
Coding region: 213-5924 (1903 amino acids)
Biological process (GO): release of sequestered calcium ion into cytosol; phosphatidylinositol metabolic process; phosphatidylinositol-mediated signaling
Cellular component (GO): cytoplasm
Molecular function (GO): calcium ion binding; phosphatidylinositol-4,5-bisphosphate phospholipase C activity
Source: RefSeq, a predicted model, not a curated record